AUGGCCGUGUCACCCCGUUUGAGAACGACUGGUGAAGAUACAUCCAUGGCUAAAUCAGCAGAAGAUCCAAUUGGUGAUGUGGAAAUCAGUACGAAAAGUGCUAGUGGCAACAGCGAUGGCAACAACAAGAAUUCGCCAGACGGAAGCAGUGUUGGCCAGGAACCAGAACUAGAGCACAUCCCAGAGGAGAAUGACUCCGCUGAUAAGGAAGCAGAUCAUGAGGAUUGUGAGGCAGCCACAGCGAAGAAGAGGAAAAUUCAACCAUUGAAGAAUCCCAAGAAAUCACUGAAGAGGGGUAGGGUUCCAGCGCCUUUGAAUCUAUCGGAUAGCAACACUAAUACACAUGCUUGUAGCUCUAAAGAGGGCAGCUUGGCUUCGUCUAACUCAGCACAUUUUCCUUCUGUUAUUAAUCAGAGCGUGAAAAGCGCGCCUGCACAAGUUACACAGCAUUCUAAGUUCCAGCCUCGUGUACAAUACUUGGGAAAGGCCAGUUCUAGACAAUCCAUUCAGGUGAACAAUAAUAGCAAUAAUUACGGGAAAGUACACAUGCCUUCGGCGGGCGUCAUGACCGCGAUGAAUCCUUACAUGCCCAUGAACCGCUACAUAAUGUCACCAUACUAUAAUCCGUAUGGUAUUCCUCCGCCUCACAUGCUGAACAAGCCCAUAAUGACACCCUACGGCUCGUAUCCAUAUCCGAUGGGUCCGCGAACCUCCAUCCCUUUUGCUAUGCAAGGCGGCAACACUAGACCCUACGAAGAGAAUGAGUACGGUGGUAGCAGCUACAGGAACAAGAGAGUAAAUGACUCUUACGAUUCGCCCUUGAGUGGCACUGCUUCCACUGGGAAAACCAGAAGAUCUGAAGAAGGUUCAAGAAAUUCUAGUCCGGGCUCAAGUGCGAAUGCCAGUCCCACGCAACAGCGCACUGAUUUGCGCCCAACCUCUGAUAUGAUUCCUACGGAAGAAUACCAUUUUGAACGGGAUGCCUUACUCUCGGCCAACACCAAAGCUAGAAGCGCGAGCACGAGCACAAGCACGAGCACAAGCAUAAGCACAAACAGAGACAGGAGUUCAUGGCACGAGGCAGAAGCCAAUGAAGAGGAUGAAGAGGGUACGGACUUAGCCAUCGAGGACGGAGCGGUCCCCACUCCGACUUUUACUACGUUCCAGCGGGCUUCGCAACCACAGCAGCAGUCGCCCAGUCUUCUUCAAGGCGAAAUCCGACUCUCGUCCCAUAUUUUUGCCUUUGAGUUCCCAUUGAGCUCUAACAAUGUUGACAAGAAAAUGUUUAUGAGCAUAUGUAAUAAGGUAUGGAAUGAAUCGAAGGAACUGACAAAAAAAUCAUCAUCACACCACAAAACAGGCAAGUAG
Molecule: messenger RNA, 1368 nt
Organism: Saccharomyces paradoxus
Lineage: Eukaryota; Fungi; Ascomycota; Saccharomycetes; Saccharomycetales; Saccharomycetaceae
Gene: DIG1
Product: Dig1p
Exons: 1
Coding region: 1-1368 (455 amino acids)
Source: RefSeq, a predicted model, not a curated record